Messenger RNA from Xenopus laevis (African clawed frog), 1987 nucleotides. It is a transcript of the gene setd3.S, whose product is annotated as SET domain containing 3 S homeolog. Bases 158 to 1906 code for a protein of 582 amino acids. Gene Ontology annotation, molecular function: protein-lysine N-methyltransferase activity; protein methyltransferase activity; protein-L-histidine N-tele-methyltransferase activity. Gene Ontology annotation, cellular component: cytoplasm. Lineage: Eukaryota; Metazoa; Chordata; Amphibia; Anura; Pipidae. The transcript is spliced from 13 exons. The record is from RefSeq and is a predicted model, not a curated record.
UGACGCUAAUCCCAGGAACACUGGGGUUAGGUUGAGAAAACCUCAUAUUGCCAAUCUUAGGCGCAGUCGGUGUGUUUUUCAUGAGUCUCCGUGACAGUUGUUGACUGCUGUGAUUUCCAGGGCUACAAGGGGCGGGGAGGAGGGAGCAAACUCCACAAUGGGUAAGAAGAGCAGAGUGAAAACUCAAAAGUCGGGGAGUGGAGCUGCUACUGCUGUGUCGCCAAAGGAAAUGCUUAAUUUGAUCGGCGAGUUAUUGCAAAAGUGCAGCAACCCAAAUUCUACUCCUGGGAGAGAAUGGGAAGAGUAUGUGCAGAUCCGUGGGCUUGUUGAAAAAAUCCGCAAGAAACAGAAAGGUUUAUCUGUUGUCUUUGAUGGGAAAAGGGAAGACUAUUUUCCGGAACUAAUGGAGUGGUGUCAAGAAAAUGGAGCAUCUACUGAAGGCUUUGAAUUAACAGAGUUUCCAGAAGAGGGCUUUGGCUUGAAAUCAACUCGAGAAAUAAAGGCUGAAGAAUUAUUCCUGUGGAUUCCAAGGAAGCUUCUGAUGACUGUUGAGUCUGCAAAAAGUUCUGUUUUAGGACCUCUUUACUCGCAAGACCGGAUUUUACAAGCCAUGGGGAAUAUCACUCUGGCUUUCCAUCUGCUGUGUGAAAGAACAAACCCUGAUUCUUUCUGGUUGCCAUACAUCAAAACGCUUCCAAAUGAAUACGACACACCCCUGUAUUUUAAUGAGGAUGAGGUCCAAUAUCUUCAGUCAACCCAAGCCAUUCUUGAUGUCUUCAGCCAGUACAAGAACACAGCUCGACAGUAUGCCUAUUUCUACAAAGUCAUUCAGACCCAUCCUAAUGCCACCAAACUGCCUUUGAAGGAUUCUUUCACUUUCGAUGAUUACAGAUGGGCAGUAUCUUCUGUCAUGACAAGACAGAACCAGAUCCCAACAGAGGAUGGAUCAAGAGUUACUUUGGCGUUGAUCCCAUUAUGGGAUAUGUGUAAUCACACCAAUGGGUUGAUAACAACUGGUUACAAUUUAGAAGAUGACCGUUGUGAGUGUGUAGCACUGCAGGACUUCAAGAGUGGGGAACAGAUUUACAUAUUUUAUGGAACUCGUUCCAAUGCUGAAUUUGUUAUCCACAAUGGCUUCUUCUUUGAAAAUAACUUGCACGAUCGUGUGAAAAUAAAGCUGGGUGUCAGUAAGAGCGACCGGCUGUAUGCCAUGAAGGCUGAAGUCCUGGCUCGCGCUGGCAUCCCCACAUCCAGUGUAUUUGCAUUGCAUGUCACAGAGCCACCAAUUUCUGCCCAACUACUGGCUUUUCUUCGAGUUUUCUGCAUGGAUGAGGAUGAACUAAAAGGGCACCUAAUUGGCGAUCAUGCAAUCGAUAAAAUCUUCACUCUUGGAAACUCUGAAUUUCCUGUGAGCUGGGAGAAUGAGAUUAAACUUUGGACAUUCCUUGAAGCUAGAGCUUCUCUUCUCUUAAAAACCUAUAAAACGUCUGUUGAGGAUGAUAAUAAGGUUCUGGAACAACCGGACUUGACUUUUCAUUCAGCAAUGGCAGUUAAGCUGCGUCGGGCGGAGAAGGAGACCUUGGAAAAGGCAGUAAAAAGCGCCAGCGAUAACCGUAAGCUGUAUAGCAAAAAUUUGGAGGAAGGCACUCCACUUCCAAAAUAUGAGGAGGGCAACAUUGCUUUUGUAGAGAACAGUGUAGCAGGCUCCAAACUUCCCCUUGUUCUAGAGAGCCUAGAUGAAGAAGAUGUCAAGCUCCAAGAAGCCAUCACAAUCUCAGAGAUAACAGAAAAUGGAUUUCUUAAUGACAAAGAUUUGCUUCCCAAUGGGACCAAAUCCGAAAACGACAAUAUCCUUGCAGACGAUAAUCAUCAAGAAACGGCAAUUGCCAAAGAGUUUUGUUCCUAAACCAUCAAAGAGGCGAAAGUACAGUUGUGAAAAAAAAAAAUUGACUGUAUAUUCGAAUUAAAACCGGCGAAAGUUUGUGCA